Molecule: messenger RNA, 3392 nt
Organism: Pecten maximus
Lineage: Eukaryota; Metazoa; Mollusca; Bivalvia; Pectinida; Pectinidae
Product: serum response factor homolog A-like
Exons: 4
Coding region: 111-878 (255 amino acids)
Molecular function (GO): calcium ion binding
Source: RefSeq, a predicted model, not a curated record
UGUAAACGCUUAACAACAAAGAACUCUCCAUAGUCGAUUGUUUAAGCGCUUUGUUGAGAAGACCGUCGAAAAUAACUGGUACACGUGUAACAGCUGAUCGAGAAUUGAUAAUGUUUGUGAGGUGUCUCUGUCUGAUUUUGAGCAUAUGUGUUGGACAUGUGACUUUACAUGAGAGUUACCCACCAGGAAUACCUCCACCCAAUAGUCAACAAGCACAUCAACACCAGGCCCCACCAGGCCAUCAGCAAGCUAACCAGGGUCAACAAAUUCAUCAAAACCAGGGUCAACAGAUUAAUCAAGACCAGGGUCAACAGAUUCAUCAAAACCAAGGUCAGCAAGGUCAGAACCUUCAGUUCCAGGCUGGCCAGCAGCAGCAGCAGCAGCAGCAGCAGCAACAGCAGCAGCAGAAUAUACAGGCCAGUGGUCACUAUCAAGAUGUCAACGUCCAGAACAUGCAGCAGGCCAAUCAACAACCAGGUGGUCAUGGACAUCAACCUGGUGGAUUCAGGCAGAAAGAACAGGUUCACAAUGCUGAACAUAUUAGGGAACAUUUGAAGGAAGUGAUUGACAAACCCAAGGAAGAGAUGACGGAGGAGGAGUUAGAAUUCCACUACUUCAAAUUACACGAUUACGAUAGCAAUAACAAGCUCGACGGCACGGAAAUCACAAAGGCCAUCACACAUUUUCAUGAUGAUCACGAGCAAGGGAGUCCAGCCGAACAGGAAGCUAACAAGAAGGUGUUCAGUGACGACGAACUCAGUAACAUAGUAGAAAUGGUACUUAAAGAAGAUGAUCUGGACAUGGAUGGGUAUAUCACAUACGCCGAGUUCGUUAAGGCUCAGAGGAAAGCACAGGCAACAGACAAAUCGCAGCCAUAGAGGUCACACAGAGAAUAGGUCAGCGUUAAAAUUCUCAAUGAAUAAUCAGCAGGAUUUGUUGGACGUUAUUUAUCAUUUAAACACUGAUAUUUUUAUCAUCAAUAUUUUUCCAUCACUCUUGUCAUUUUAAAAAUCUUUAUUCCGAUAACUUUUAAAUUAUAUAUAUAUAUAUAUACAAGUUAUUCGUAUAUUGAUUAUUGUUCUAGUUUUUUCAGAUGUCUUCAAUAUAUGUGUCUAGAAAUGUUGUUGACAAGCUUAACUUAAAAUGUUAAUUUGUUUUCUUUAAGGAAUAUUACACUAGGCUGCAGAUGGAAUCCAAUACAGAUACUAUGUAGUCAACACUUAAGACUUUUUAGCUGGGCAUUUGAUAUUUUAGUAUGCUAGUAUUAUAACAAACAACAGUAUUCUAAAAGAAAACGAAAUGAGUAUUUUUCUGCUGAAAUAUUCUAUAGUCUCCAUUUAAGACGUAUUUCUAUCUAAAACUUCACUGCCCUCCAAAAGUUCUGUUACACUUGCACAUCUUAAAUAGAAUGGCUAGCCAACAGAAUUUGAGAAAAAGUGUUGUAAUAUCCGUAAGAUAGUCCAUUUGUUAGUGACGAUUGCAAAUUAUUUGAAAAAUACCUCACUUCUUUGAAGUUUCAGGGAGAGGGAAUGGAGGGUCCUAUUUUCCAUAAUGUUCAAAAUGAUAAAAAAAAAAAUUCUGACACAAAUAAAAGUAAUUGUUUAACUGAUUAACAGUAAAAAAUGUAAGAAAUGCAUUUUUGAAAUUUAUAUUAAACAAAGAGGGAAAUUUCCAGAAUGUUGCAUUUUGAGGAUUUCCAUUGUAACAAAACAUAUGCACUGUUGAAAAAUGAACAUGAACAUUUGAAAUUAUCAACAAAAACAUCCUAAGAAGUUAUGAUUAUAACAAAUUGUAAUAAAGACUUCGAGAUUAACUUGGUUGUGUUUUAAUUGUGACAGGACGUUUGGAGGGCAGUGUUGUUCAUAACCAUGUACCAUGACUAAAAGACAUCUUUGUAUUAUUUUGUCCCUAAAUGUGGGCAUUUAAAUUAAUAUAGAUAUCUGCAAUGCGCUUAAAUGUAUAAGUUGUACUAUUAAAAAUUAGGGAAUCUUGGUGGAAUAUUACAAUAUAAUUUUUAUUUAUUCCAUUUUAAACAAAUUGCUUUACUCCCAGAUAGCUUUACAGAUUAUGACUUUAUACAAGGUAAGGGAUAUAUUACUUAUUUCAAUAUGUUAAAUUUUAAUCAAUUUUAAUCUCUUUUCAUAUUUAUUUUGUCAAAGUAAUGUUUUGUAGAAAUUGUAUGUUUUUUGUAAUUUAAUGAAUAUUUCGUUCGCCUUAAUAUUUAAAGCCAAAUAACUUAACUCGAACUCAUUUACUUAAUACAGGGCGAUAUGAAAGAAAUCCAUGGCAAUAUUCAGCGUAAUGUAUCAUGUAUAAAUGCUUAUUUUUUCAAGGUCACCUAGUGCUUUAUAUAGCAUGCUAUCUAAGUUUCAGGUAUAUUCGUUUUCGCGAGUGUUUUAAAAAUCGCAAAAAAAUCAAUUUCCUGAAAUGAACGAAAUAGCCUAAGUAUGUUUUCUUUUACAUUCAAUGUCUCCGAAUGAAUUUCCUAGAAAUUGUGUUGCCAAUUUCAAGGUCACAGUGUGAAGCACAAAGGUCAGCAUUGUUUCCUAUUUUAUCAUGGCACAAAUUUACUGUUACGCUAAAAUAAAUAUAUCGCAAAUAUUAGUGUUUCAAAAUGGUUAGUAUUUUUGUAAUGCAACUAGACCUAGUCAAUCAGAUAUAUAGAAAAUAGCAUCAUUCGUAGUCUUUUCAAGAGUUUUGUGCUUGAUGAUUAUAAAAUGAUGAAAUAUUUAGAUGCCUAACUUAUCCUCCGAAUUAUAGAAAUAGCAUUUUGAUAAUUUUUUAUUUAUAAAUAUUCUUUGUUAGUAGAUGAAUACAUUGUAACAGUGAGUGUUUUCCUUAUUUUCACGACAGCAUCAUGAGAAUGAUUCAUUUAAUAAAAUCUGAGGUGUUGUAGUGUGAUCUGUUUUUUAUGUAUGGACGUUUGUAUUCAUAAGUGAAAUUUAUUAUCUGUUAUGGAGAUAAUUAUUUAAUCAGAGAAGUAUAUAUUUUAUUUAUAGCUUUCAUGCUUCAAAAAGUGCUGGGUCUCCGGGAAAAAAAUGAUUUGAAAAUUUACAGUGAUAUACAUGGAUAUACAUUAACACACUGUGUGUAUAUCUGAUUACUCCGAUCUGUAUUCAGCGGAAUCUCGUCAGACUGUUCGACCGUUCUAGGCAAUAAAUAAUUAAAAUCGUGAAAAUGACAUUACCUGUUGCGAGUUAAUUUCCGGAAGCGACAGUGUUGGUGCUGUUUUACGAAUUAGAAUAUUUCUCUCAGUAUUCAGACCUACAAAGAAGUUUCCCUGUCUCCCCGUGUCACAUUCCAUGUCUGGACGUAUGUAUGUGUGUUUGUGAUGGUGGUAGCUAUUGUAUACAAGUAUGUGAAUGAAGGAAAUAAAUUCGAAAUAUAUGGUU